Molecule: messenger RNA, 708 nt
Organism: Atta colombica
Lineage: Eukaryota; Metazoa; Arthropoda; Insecta; Hymenoptera; Formicidae
Product: odorant receptor 43a-like
Exons: 5
Coding region: 67-708 (213 amino acids)
Biological process (GO): sensory perception of smell; detection of chemical stimulus involved in sensory perception of smell
Cellular component (GO): plasma membrane
Molecular function (GO): odorant binding; olfactory receptor activity
Source: RefSeq, a predicted model, not a curated record
UGUAUUAUCGGCCAGCAUUUAUCGAAUAAUUUCAUUGUUUUACCAAAAAAUAUAUCUCUACCAAUUAUGAUGGAAUAUUUUAUUGAUCAAGAAAAAUACUUUUAUUUAAUUUUGUUGCACACCUACGCAAUUAUAUGCGUUGGAGGAACUGCGAUGUUAGCAAUAGGAGCAGUGAUUCUUACAUGUGUUCAGUAUGUCUGUGGAAUGUUUAGAAUUGCAAGUUAUCGUAUCGAGCAUGCAAUAAAUAUAAAUAGCCGACAAAAUAUUACGCUGAAGAAUGAGAUUUUGAUGAGCGAAGGCAUAAUAUAUGCUGUCGAGAUUCACCGACAAGCUAUGAAAUUGUCCAAUCUUUUGGUAUCUAUAUUCGAGAUAAUGGCGUUUUGUUUAAUAGUAUUUGGAGUGGCUUGCUUAAGUCUAAAUCUGUUUCAAAGUGCUUCAUCUGAAAAAACUGUCAGUGAAUUUUGUUUGCCAUUGUUAUAUGUAGUCACCAUGAUUUUAUGUCUGUUUAUAGGCAACUAUGGCGCACAGAAUAUAACAGAUCACAGUAAUUACGUAUUUUCUACUGCGUACAACGUUCAGUGGUAUAGAGCUCCGUUAAAUAUACAAAGAAUGAUAUUGUUUCUAUUACAAAGAAAAGCUAAGGAGUUUACUUUGAAUAUCGGUGGAUUAUUUACUGGUUCUAUGGAGUGUUUCGCCACGGUAAUAUAA